Molecule: messenger RNA, 744 nt
Organism: Mesorhabditis spiculigera
Lineage: Eukaryota; Metazoa; Nematoda; Chromadorea; Rhabditida; Rhabditidae
Source: the annotation of a GenBank genome assembly
AUGACCCAAGAUCCGGUGGCGGACGACUACGCUACGUUUUGGGCGAUGAUAUUCCAGGAACGGGUUACUUGCAUUUUGAUGAUAGAAGACAAGCACGACCGUGAGCGGAAGGACCAGGAGCAGGGGCCUACCAGGGCCAAGUACUACCCGGAAACGGAAGGCGAAAAGAAGCAGAUUGGACGCCACAAGGUUGAGAACCAGCUGACCGGAAAGUUCAUGUUCGAGCAUUGGGUGACUGCGCUUUCCGUCAGCGCCCGUCACCUCGUGGUGACCAAAGACGGAGAUCCGGCUCCUCUCGCAGUCACCCAUCUCCUCAUCGAUGGCUGGCCGAUUCUUACCAGGGAGAGCAAACCGAAGCUCACUCUUUCCCUGUGUGAGCUGCUCAUCUACUUGGAAGACGUGAAGACCAUUCUCAUCCAUGACGACGACGGGGCGAACAGGGCCGGCGUGGUGGUGCUGCUCAAAAUGCUGAUGGACGUGAUCGACAUAGAUCCCGUCAAGAUUUGGGACGGUGCCAUGAUGACGGGGAAGCUCAGAACGUUACGUUCGCAACGUGCCAGAUGCAUCGGGAGUUGCGGGCAGUUCCAAUUUUGCUGCUCCUCCCUCAAGUACUACCACCUGCACCGUUACGAGGACAACGAGCGGCUUCAGUCUUGGUGGCCCGUCGGUUUUCACGCAGCGUUUGGACUCGGUCCUUUUAGCGGAUUCGAUGAAGAGUUCUCUGCUCGCUGCCCGCAACGACCU